Camarhynchus parvulus is the source of this 2077-nucleotide messenger RNA. It is a transcript of the gene CDIP1, whose product is annotated as cell death inducing p53 target 1. Gene Ontology annotation, biological process: tumor necrosis factor-mediated signaling pathway; intrinsic apoptotic signaling pathway in response to DNA damage by p53 class mediator. Gene Ontology annotation, molecular function: zinc ion binding. The transcript is spliced from 6 exons. NCBI's taxonomy places the organism in Eukaryota, Metazoa, Chordata, Aves, Passeriformes, Thraupidae. The record is from RefSeq and is a predicted model, not a curated record. The coding region runs from base 362 to 970 and encodes 202 amino acids.
UUUGUGUCUGGUUUUCCUGAUAUCCGUGAGGAGGAGCUGCUGGAUGUGGUAAUUUGAAUCUCUGGCCAAGGACAGCUGAGCUGGGGCUGCGCUGUGGAGAUUAUCUGAUUGUGCUUCGGAUUUAAUGCCCUGAGAAAUCUUGCUUUGGAUACAGCACCUGGCUGGCAGCAAGGAUCCUGCUCUGAGGUGAUUUGUCUGCUGGGUGAUGGUGGCACACAGAAGGUCAAAGGAUUCGUGCAAGGUCCCCAGACCCAGUGGAAGAAGUCACCUUCCAAACUGCACUGCUCAGAGGAGCUGCUUCUCUCAGCUGUCCAGGCCUCUGAGCUGUUGCUACAGGGAAGAGGACAGGGCUGCCUGAGCCAUGUCCAACGAUCCCCCCCCUCCCUACCCGGGGGGCCCCUCGGCGCCGCUGAUAGAGGAGAAGCACGGCCCCCCCUCGGCACCAGAGGGUGUCACCCCAGUGGUGGGACAGCCCCAGGGGGUUCCUAUCCCCCCUCCUGAGUUCGGACCCCCCCCAUAUGAGCCUCCCUCCCAGCCGGGGUUCAUACCCCCCCACAUGCCCACGGAUGGCUCUGGGCCCUAUGUGCCACCAGCAGGAUACUACCCACCCCCAGGCCCUCAUCCCCCCAUGGGCUACUACCCUGCCCCAGGCCCCUACCCCUCUCCUGGUGGCCACACGGCCACAGUGCUGGUCCCGCCGGGAGCUGCCACCACAGUCACGGUGCUGCAGGGAGAGAUCUUCCAGGGUGCCCCUGUGCAGACCGUGUGUCCCCACUGCCAGCAAGCCAUCACCACCAAGAUCUCCUACGAGAUUGGGCUCAUGAGCUUCCUUCUGGGCUUCUUCUGCUGCUUUGUGGGGUGUGAUCUCUGCUGCUGCCUGAUCCCCUGCCUGUUCGAUGACUUCAAGGACGUGACACACACGUGUCCCAACUGCAAGGCCUACAUCUACACGUACAAGCGCAUGUGCUAACGGCACCCGGGAGCCUCUGGAACGCCGCCGGCCCCGCCCCGCUGCCGUCCGUCCGUCCGUCUGUCCCCGCGUGUGCAUCGCCCCUCCCCUCGCUUCCCGCCGGUGGUGUGUAUGUGUUAUCCCCGGCUCCUCCCGCAGAGCUGCCACCACUGCCCCCAGCUCUGCUCCUCACUGGGAAUAGUUGGAUUGGUGACACGGGGGAGGUGGGCCCGGGCCCCAGGCGCUGUGCGGGAGCUGCCCUGCAGUGCACAGGAGUGGGGGGCACCGCUCUGCACGCCGUCAGGCUCCAGCUGUGAGCGAGGCCCCUCUCACCUGGAGCAGCAGCUGCUGGAGGUGCCCACCCCAGUCCCACAGUGUAGAGGGUGCCUGGCUGCAGGAUGGGCUGGGAUGGGAGCCCCGGAGGGGACCCAAGCAGCCCAUGGUGCCCUCAGGGGAUGCAGCACAGCCUUUGUGGCACUUCCAGGAAGGGGCUCAGUGACGAGGGCGCAGGGCAGUGCCACACACCAGGUCUCCGUGUGGUUCAAAGCCCCUGCCCGAGGGGAGGCAGAGCUGCCUCUAAGCACAGAGAGGGGCCCGGCAGCAGCACCGCACCCUUAUCAGCACCUCCGUCCUGCCCGGCGGCCGCUCCAGCUGCAUGCGCCUCCUCCUCCUCCCAGCCCCGCCCGGCUCCGGGGGCAGGGACAGCCCCCGGCAACCCGAGCGCCAAAGCACACCCGGAAUGUCCCGGCUGCCCGGCAUGUAGAGUAGAGGAGUUUGUAACCAGGCUGCAGCUCCAGAGCCGCCCUGGGCCCGGCAGGGUCUGCAGGGUCUCGUUGCAUGUGGUGUAGGGGGUAUUUUAGCUCACUCACCUGAGGCAGAAGGAAGGGGCAAGCAGGCAGCGACAGGAGCUGCCAGCAGCGCUCCCACAGCAGGGGUGAGAGGGGCUGGGAGCCGAGUUCAGCCUCUCGGGGCUGCUCCUCCCUCCCCUGCAGCUCCCAGAGCAAAGUGGGGGGGUCUCUCAGUACACAGGUCUGCAAACACAGCCUGGCCUGCACAGGCAGCUGCUGUUUGCUCAGGGGUGGAACUGUGGCACUAGUCAGUGUUUUUAUGUAAAUAAAUAACAGACCC